Molecule: messenger RNA, 1898 nt
Organism: Homalodisca vitripennis (glassy-winged sharpshooter)
Lineage: Eukaryota; Metazoa; Arthropoda; Insecta; Hemiptera; Cicadellidae
Gene: LPCAT
Product: lysophosphatidylcholine acyltransferase
Exons: 8
Coding region: 316-1773 (485 amino acids)
Source: RefSeq, a predicted model, not a curated record
AAUAUAGUCGAACUGCCUGUCAAAAAUAUGAAAUUCCCAGAUUAUAUUCAAAAUUAUCAAUAUAGUUUAAAGGAAAAAAAACUGACCCGGAAAGAUUUCACAAACAAGAAAAUUACAUUCGUUCCGAAGAGUAGCGCGAGAUAGUUUCGCAAGUCGUCGCCAAAGCGCUGGGAUCGCUCCAAAGACCGCUUACCGCGUCCUUUCAAACACGACAGCAAUAGUAAGAGUAGAGCAGUGCUUGCCGUGGACGUGCGCGCGACAUGCGCUAGUGAUAGUGAUACAGAUUAGUGACAGUGAUACCAGUUGGUGAUAGUGAUGAUGAACGGACAAUGCUUAGCCGCCGAAAAGACGAACAAGGAUCUCGUCAACCCAUUCGUACACCACCUGGAACUGACUACCACCUAUGAGAAAAUUAAAGCUGGUAUCCUGACAGUGGUGGUGCUGCCAGUCCGGCUGCUGGUGAUCGUCUGCCUUUUGGUGCUUGCCUGGCUGCUGGCAUGUGUCGGCUUGAUGGGACUGUCCGAGGCGGAUCUUCAAGAGCGACCUCUCACACCAUGGCGACGGACUGUUCGUGGGGUGUCGGGGGUGGUUCUCCGCUGUAUGAUGUUCUUCUGGGGAUUCCACUGGGUGCAUGUGACCGGCAGGAAGGCCUCGAGAUAUUGUGCUCCUCUCAUCGCUGUCGCGCCGCACUCCUCAUUCUUCGACAUCCUGGCUGUCCUCAUCAUAGGCGACUGCAGUGUUGUCACUCGCACUGAGAACCUUGACGUUCCUAUUGUUGGAAAACUGAUCAACUUCACGCAGCCCGUAUAUGUGUGGAGGGAUGACCCCAACUCUCGCCAGCGAACCAUCAAACAGAUUAUUGACCGAGCAACCUCCAGUCUUGACUGGUCCCAGGUGUUGAUAUUUCCGGAAGGCACAUGCACCAACCGGUCGUGUCUGAUCACGUUCAAGCCGGGAGCGUUCUAUCCAGGGGUGCCAGUCCAGCCUGUCAUUCUGCGCUACCCCAACAAGCUGGACACUGUUACCUGGACAUGGGAGGGCCCAGGAGUGCUGAAACUUAUGUGGCUGACACUAGUCCAGCCACAUAGUAACUGCGAGAUCGAGUUCCUGCCGGUGUACAGACCAAGUGAGGCAGAGCGCCGAGACCCCAAGCUUUACGCAGAGAAUGUACGGCAGCUCAUGGCACGUGCUCUCGGCGUGCCUACCCUGGACUACACGUAUGAUGACUGUCAGCUCGUAGCCAAGAGCAACCUGCUCCACAUCCCACGAUCUUGCCCAGCCCUCAACAUCUACAAACUGAGGAUCAGGCUCGGGUUAGUUCGCAAUCAGAGGGAAGAGAAGCUGGUAAGGGAACAGCCCGAGCUUCUGUGUUCAAAAGCUGAAGUGGGAGUGACCUGUGAACAGUUGGCAGCCCUGCUGGGAGUCCCGACAGACUCCACACUGCAGGAGCUGUUCUCCCUGCUGCAGCCUGAUUGUAGUGGGCGAGUGGAUCUGGGCUGCUACCUCACUUCUGUGCUGAUGGUUGACCGGACCCACAGUGGUGCCCAUAUGUGGGAGACAGCAUUCCAUCUGUGGGGAGACCGAGGGAGACUAAGUCCCCAACAGUUGGCUGCAUUGUUACGCCUCACCCAACAGCUGCCCACUGAGAGAAGUAUAGAUGUGCCGACCGAUCAAGAUGGAGUUAUAUCUUACAGUAAUUUUGAAUCCUUCAUGAAGAUGAGGCCAGAAAUGGAGUGGGGUAACAACAACAACGCAAGACCUAAGGUCGACUGAUUGCCCUCUCAUCCACCUCAUAUUGUGAUAAGGCUGUGUCCACUAUUCUGUACAUACCACCACUUUAAUGUUGUUAAGAUAUGACUUUAUGAUUAAGUCAUUCAUAAUAUAGUUGUUUUAUUUUA